Musca domestica (house fly) is the source of this 962-nucleotide messenger RNA. RefSeq names its product histone H1-like. The transcript has a single exon. The record is from RefSeq and is a predicted model, not a curated record. Gene Ontology annotation, biological process: chromosome condensation; nucleosome assembly; negative regulation of DNA recombination. Gene Ontology annotation, molecular function: nucleosomal DNA binding; structural constituent of chromatin; double-stranded DNA binding. NCBI's taxonomy places the organism in Eukaryota, Metazoa, Arthropoda, Insecta, Diptera, Muscidae. Gene Ontology annotation, cellular component: nucleus; nucleosome. Bases 54 to 737 code for a protein of 227 amino acids.
UUUGUGAGUGUAUUUGUGUUAACAGUGAAAUAUAAACCAAACAGUGAAUAACCAUGUCUGACGCCGCCGUUGUUGAAGCCACCGCCUCCCCAGUUGCCGCUGUUGAGAAAAAGGCACCAAAAAAAGCCGCUGCCAAAGCAAAGAAGCCAUCAGCUGCCCCUACCCACCCUCCAACCCAGCAAAUGGUUGAUGCCGCCAUCAAGACCCUGAAGGAACGUGGAGGUUCAUCAUUGCCCGCCAUCAAGAAAUACUUGGCCAGCACCUACAAAGUAGAUGCCCAAAAAUUGGCCCCCUUCAUCAAGAAGUACUUGAAAGGUGCCGUUGCCAGUGGAAAAUUGAUCCAAACUAAAGGUAAGGGUGCUUCUGGUUCAUUCAAAUUGUCUGCUUCGGCCUCUAAGGAACCCAAAGCUAAGACUGCUGAAAAGAAGAAGAAGGCCCCAGCCGCUGGUGACAAAAAGAAGAAGGCUGCCGCCCCUAAAAAGGCCGCUGGUGAGAAGAAGGCAGCUGCCAAAAAACCCUCUGCCGCCAAGAAGACCGCUGAAAAGAAGAAGGCCGACAAAACAAAGGCAAAGGCUGCCAAGAAAACCGGUACAGUUAAAGCUAAACCAGCAAAGACCGCCGCCAAAGCAUCUGCCACUAAACCAAAGGCACCCAAGGCAAAAACUGCAGCUGCUAAGCCCAAAAAGGCCGCAGCAGCAAAGAAGCCAGCUGCUAAGAAAACCGCCGCCAAGAAGUAAUUUUUCCCAGAAAGAUUACUUUUUCCACAAUAUUUUCGAUAUUCGAAAACAUACUAUCUAACAGCCCUUUUCAGGGCUACAAAUUAAAUUAAAAAAGAGAAAAAUAUUUAUUUUCAACAGUUAUCGUAUAUAUUUGUUACCUAAAAAAAAAUUGUACACGUGUUUGAAAAAAUUACUUUCGCUAAUUACUGUUCUUAUUAGGUAAUUUUAUUGAGCCAAUAUAAU